AUGCCCGGAAAUCCAAUAGAUCGUUUACAUGCCGGACAAACAGUUGAUAUUCAACGUUCAAACGGUCGUAUUCAUCAAGCUGUUAUUACAUCCAUUAAUCAUGAAGCUAAAAGUGUCACAGUCGAGUGGCAAGAGCGUAACGAAGGGAAAGGAAAAGAAGUUGAUUUAGAUGCGAUUAUACAAUUGAAUCCAAGUUUAUUUUCAACUCCGCCAACUCAAACGAAUGGCGUUGGUGGUGGUAUUGAUGAUAAUAACACCAACGAUCAUCAAGAUCGCCAUAAUACAAAUGGUGGAACAGUUUCAAAUUCAAAUCGUCGUUCUAAACAACAGGAGACAUCUCCAUCAGAUCAGUAUGAAACUAUUGCUGCAACACCACCAGUUGCAGUAAAUCAACAACCACAGCGAAAUCGUUUACAACAACAGCUAUCAAAUCGGCCAGUUAGUAUAUCGAAUUCACCUUUGCGAGGUCAUAACGACGAACAAAAUGAACGUAAUAGCCAACGAGGAGUAAUUAACGCGAUCGUUUCAAUUCCAAUCAAGCAACAACAACCACAACAACAACCACAACAGCAACAACAACAACAACAACAACAGCAGCAGCAACAACAACAACAACAGCAGCAGCAAAUGCUACAGCAGCAACAAUCAGAGGGAAAAUCAAAAGUAGUUAAAGAAAUUGAACGUAUCGCACAAAAGCGUGAAGAACGUCGUGCUAAGCAAGGUGAACGUCGACAAAAAUUAGCUGAAGUUGAUCAAUCGAUCCCCGCUUGGGAAUUUCAAGCUAUGGUACAAGAAUAUCGUCAACAAUUAGAUAUUAAAUUAGUACAAAUGAAUGAACUACAAAAGGAUUUGAAAAUAUGUGUCUGUGUACGUAAACGUCCAAUAACAAAAAAAGAAUUGGGCAAAAAAGAUAUUGAUGUACUAACAAUACCAAAUAAAGAUUUAGUUAUUGUUCAUUUGCCAAAAGUUAAGGUUGAUUUAACGAAAUAUAUUGACAAUCAAAAAUUUCGUUUUGAUUAUGGUUUUCAUGAAACAUGUAGCAAUGAAAUAGUCUAUCAUUUCACAGCUCAACCACUUGUACAAGCAUUAUUUCAAGGCAAUAAUCCGCUAGUGUUUGCUUAUGGUCAAACAGGCAGUGGAAAAACAUUCACGAUGGGUGGAGAUUUAAGUCAACGUGAUGUUGAUUUUUCAAAGGGUAUUUAUGCAUUAACAGCCAAUGAUAUAUUUCGUUUAUUAAAUACAAAAUAUAAACAGCAAUUCGAUGUUUAUUGUACAUUUUUUGAAAUUUAUUGUACAAAAGUAUUUGAUUUAUUUAAUGAUAAAAAACGUUUACGUGUAUUAGAAGAUCAUAAACAAUUGGUACAAGUUGUUGGAAAAAAAGAAGAACAUGUUGAAUCGGUUGAAGAUGUUAUGCAGUUAAUCCGACGCGGAAUGAGUGUUCGAACAUCUGGAACAACAUCGGCAAAUGAACAUUCAUCACGUUCACAUGCUGUUUUUCAAAUAACGUUAAAGCGAAAAAGUUCAGUAAAAGAAUAUGGAAAAAUAUCAUUGAUCGAUUUAGCUGGUAGUGAACGUGGGCGAGAUACACAAACAACUGAUAAAGUGACACUAAUGGAAGGUGCUCAAAUUAAUAAAUCAUUAUUAACAUUAAAAGAAUGUAUUCGUGCCCUAGGACGUAAUGCUGAACAUAUUCCAUUUCGAGGUUCAACAUUGACAAAAGUACUGCGAGAUUCAUUUAUCGGUGAAAAAUCGAAAGUAUGUAUGAUCGCUAUGGUUUCUCCAGGUAAUAGUGAUGCUGAGCAUACAUUGAAUACGCUACGUUAUGCUGAUCGUGUCAAAGAAUUGAACGCUGAUGAAGUUAAAAUUCGCGGUAAUGGUGGCGGUGUUGACAGUGAUAACGGUGGCAAUGCCGGUGGACCACUGUAUGAAGAAGAUGAUAUAGACGAUGAUGAUGAUGAUGAUGAUAUAGAUGAUUCUGCUGGCUUGACAAUGAGUGUUUCUCAACCGACACCUAGACAAUCACAACCACAACAGCAAACGACAGCAGCACCAAAACAAUCGAUAAUGAAACGUCAGAGUGUUCAUCAAGUGAAAUCAGAGGCAACAAGAAAAUUUGAAGAUGCCAUUGCUAGAAGUCAAGACAUUGAAGAUCAAACAUUAGAAUCUCAUAAUGCUCUAAUUGAUAUGUUACCACAAAUUGUUAGCGAUCAUCAAGGUUUAUUAGAUUUAUCAACAAAUAUGAACUAUGAUAGAGAUAAUUAUGCAAAAUGUUUAAUUGAAUUAAUUGAAGAUCAACAACAAUAUUUAACAGAAUUACGAUCAAAAGCAUUACAACUGAGAGAUGCUGUAGCAUAUGAAGAUUUAUGUGCAAAAGCUCUAUCUAAAUAA
Messenger RNA from Didymodactylos carnosus, 2388 nucleotides. NCBI's taxonomy places the organism in Eukaryota, Metazoa, Rotifera, Eurotatoria, Philodinida, Philodinidae. The record is from the annotation of a GenBank genome assembly.